GGCCGCCCAUGAUGGGCGCCGUCGGGCGCCCCGCCGGCAGCGCCCAGCGCCUCUGCCGCGUCUCCGUGUGGGUCUGGCAGGCCGUCAUCCACCUGCUGCAGAUGGGGCAGGGCUGGAGGUAUAUCCGAACCAUGUACCUGGGGAUCCAGAGCCAGCGGCGCAAGGAACACCAGCGGCGCUUCUACUGGGCUAUGAUGUACGAGUAUGCAGACGUCAACAUGCUGCGCCUCUUGGAGACUUUCCUGGAGAGCGCGCCCCAACUGGUGCUACAGCUCUGCAUAAUGAUCCAAAAGAAUCGUGCAGAAACAUUACCAUGUGUGUCCUCUGUGGCGUCCCUCAUGUCCCUGGCUUGGGUGCUAGCGUCCUAUCACAAGCUGCUUCGGGACUCUAGGGACGACAAGAAGAGUAUGAGCUACAGAGGGGCCCUCAUCCAUCUCUUCUGGCGCCUCUUCACCAUCUCAUCCAGAGUUAUCUCUUUUGCCCUCUUUGCUUCCAUCUUCCAGCUCUACUUUGGGAUCUUUGUAGUGGUCCACUGGUGCGCCAUGGCCUUCUGGAUCAUCCAUGGCGGGACUGACUUCUGCAUGUCUAAGUGGGAGGAGAUCCUCUUCAACAUGGUGGUAGGGAUUGUGUACAUUUUCUGCUGGUUUAAUGUCAAGGAGGGGAGGACUCGAUACCGAAUGUUUGCGUAUUACACCAUAGUGUUGACAGAGAAUGCUGCCUUGACGCUCCUUUGGUAUUUUUACAGAGAUCCUACAACUACUGACUCCUAUGCCGUGCCAGCACUGUGUUGUGUCUUUCUUAGCUUUGCUGCUGGGAUAGCUCUGAUGCUCUUCUAUUACGGGGUGCUGCAUCCCAUGGGGCCGAGAGCUAAGAUUUUUGCCAGCUCCUGUUGCGCCGAGCUGCUCUGGGGCAUCCCUUUGCCUCCGGAGGCGGAGCCCAUGGCAUCCGAAACGCCUGGGUACCAGGGGGGCCAGGCCACGCCCACCAGAGCGGUCACGGAGCAACAAGAGGAACUCACGGCUGAUACUUGCUUGCCCGUUUUCCAGGUGAGAGCAAUGGUGCCAUCUACUCCAUCUGGGCGAGCCUAUUACCCCGAAGGCCCCCUCAUUAAAAUUGACAUCCCAAGAAAGAAAUAUCCUGCCUGGGAUGCUCAUUUUGUAGACAGGCGGUUAAGAAGAACUAUCAACAUUCUCCAGUAUGUUACCCCCACCGCUGUAGGUAUUAGGUAUAGAGACGGACCUCUCUUGUAUGAAUUGCUACAAUAUGAGUCUUCACUUUAAAGCUCCUUUAAAAAAAAAAAGUAAAAGAGGGGAUCUUAUUUUUGUUUACGGUAAACACAGAUCAUGAAACAAACACAAACCUUCAGAUAAGCUUUCUUUCUGGCUGCUGUAUGUAUAAAAAAAAAAGAUAAUCUCUAUGUUUUGUAAGUAAAAACAAAAAGAAAAACUUUUCUUUUGUUUUUUACACACAAGAAACAGUAUUUCAACUUCCACACCUAUGAUCCACAGGUGGAACCACGUCAGAGUUUUAUAUCUUACACCAAGUGUAGAACAUUCUAUAGGGGAUUGGUGCUGAUUGAAAAAUAAAAACAAACAAACAAACAAACAAACCUACAACUGCCUUAUGCCCUUAGAGGUGCUGAGUUUCAUUAAGUACUGUCACCUUUCUCAUGCAAAACUCUUGGGAGAUUUUAUGCCAGGAAAAAUUUAAAAACCUAAAUACAAAACUUAAAAAAAGAAAUAAAAAAAAACAAGAAAACAACAACAAAAGAGAAACAUACAAAAGAUAUUGCUGCUCUUAUUGGAUAUAGGUGAACAAGAAAAAUAUCUAAAGAUGAGAAAGCAAAGCAAGGAAGCCCCAAAAGACCUUGAAUCUUAGAUGGUUGACAGAGACGAUCAGGGCUGUAACAGAAUUUGGCAAUGUGUUUAUAAUAUAGUUUGGUGACCACGUAUGCCAGCCAGAUCAAACCAUGUUAUAAAUGCAGCCCCCUGAUAAAAUUGUUUCCCUAGUGUCAAAGGGCCAUAUGUGACAGUCCGCUGGACUCUGUUUGCAUCAAAGUCUCAUAGUAAUACCGUACCUGAUCCCACUCAACACAGUUUUAUUCAGCGUAACUCCAUUAAUUUCAGUGGACUUACACCUGAUUCACACUGAUGGGAGUGGGCCCAGAAAAAGGCCUUCCAUCUGGAUUUCUGGAAAAUAAUUCUUCUAAAUUAUACACCAAAAUAUAAUUCGAAAGUAGAUUUUCAUAUAUCUAAUAAAAUAUUUCAGUAAUAAUAAAACUCAGCAUAGUAGCAAAAAGAAAGUCAAUUUAAAGGCACAAUACUUGAUCGGUGACUGGCAAAAUAAUUUGGCCUACUGUAUCAUUUUAAGGCUGUGAAAAGGCAUACAUGUAUUAUUUGUAAUAUUGUGUAAGGCCUGUUAUGUCUCAUUCAGCGUGAGCCUUAAAGUGAUAGUAAAGCAUUCUGUUUUGUUUUUUUGUUUUUUGUUUUUUAAAAGGGAAAAAAUUAGGAUAAAAUCUUCAAACAGUAAUAACUUGUAACUGACGCUUUUCUAAAGAUGAUUUGGUGCUUUGUAUUUUUGUUGAUGUUGUUGUUGUGAUUUAGCUGAGAAUUGUUUAACUCGGUGCAUUUGGGGAACCACUGAUAAAUGUUUUAUGUCACCCUCUGCUGUAAGUACAUGGCAAGAAAUAACACCAUAGGAAAUCGAGAGCGUAGCAAGAUCAUCACCGUUUAGCUUAAGAAGUCUCGCUGCAAGGAGAUGCUUCGACCUUCCUUGAUGGCAAAUCUUUAGAAGGAUAUCUGCUAGAGGUCUGAGACAUUUCCAGAUAAUCUUUUUGGUGCGCGAAGGUAUCCAUUUAUUUAUUUCUGUGUUGAAGUUUCUUUGUUUCGAGUUACAUCAUGGGUGGUGUAUAUGUAAUUCCAUUUUUGGUUUCAAGAGUAUUGCUCCUUAAAAAGAAUAGUCCCAUUCCGGGGCAUUUUUUCAACCCCUGUACUUCGGGGGAGGGAGGGAAACAACAACAACAACAAAAGAUAUUUUUAAGUGAAUACUGUAGUACUUUCUGUGUGUGAUUGCAAUUUUUUAUUCCAGAAAUACUGUAACUGUCUAGGGUGCAAAAUUCCCAUGCUGAUCUAUUCUGAAGAGAAUAUCAACAUGGGGAAAAGAUUUUUUUUAAUUACGAUUAUGAUUUUUUAUUUGAUGAACCCUUUUUAUUAAUUACAGUAGGUAUUUAAAGAAACUAGUACACGUUUUAUAUACCAGUUUUAAAAAGCUGAAUGCUUUCUUCACCUGAAUAUACCUGAAUGGAAACCAUUUUUUUCAGUCGGCGAUGCUAUGUGCUGGGUUCUGAGUGCCGAUCAAAUAUUUCACAGGCCUCUCUGUGGAGGGGAGGGCUUAUUACGCCAAACUACAGACUCACAGCAAAGUUUAUAAAAAGCCAAAUUGUCACAGGUACUGUAAUUCCCGGUCGCUCUAUUUCUGUUAAAUGUUUCCAGGCUCUGAUUACAACCUGGCCGAUGGCCACAUUUUCACACGAAGGGUUGGAUUCGUACUGUUUUUCCCCUCCCUAAUUAAUGGUCCGUUCUUUUGUCAGAAGAGAUUUCAUUUACCGUCUUCAUUAUUUGCGGCACAGAACCAUGUCACCGGUCAGUCAUUUUCAUUGCAUUUCUUCUCCAGUCCGUGUGACAUCUCCUGCCAAAUGAGGUAAUUUUGUGAAGUGAACUUAAUGAUUGAUAUCUGCCUUCAGGUUGCUAGCUGCAAGUUCCCACUCUUAUUGUAAGGACUGGCCACAUUAGAGAGGCAUAUGGACUGCCCAUUAUCUGUGCUAAGCCUGCCAAAUAGAAUCACAUAUCAUAGAACUGGAAGGGACCUCGAGGGGUCACCAAGUCCAGCCCCCUACUCUCACGAGAUC
Pelodiscus sinensis (Chinese soft-shelled turtle) is the source of this 3907-nucleotide messenger RNA. It is a transcript of the gene XKR6, whose product is annotated as XK related 6. The record is from RefSeq and is a predicted model, not a curated record. NCBI's taxonomy places the organism in Eukaryota, Metazoa, Chordata, Testudines, Trionychidae. Gene Ontology annotation, cellular component: plasma membrane. Gene Ontology annotation, biological process: apoptotic process involved in development; engulfment of apoptotic cell; phosphatidylserine exposure on apoptotic cell surface.